AAGCACGUUUCAUUUGACGUAGCAAUGAAUGGCAAAAUUGAAAAUAACGCUCAAACCAAGAACAAUACUGAAAAACAAGAUUUUCCAAAAACUAAAAAUACUAAAUUUCUACUUAUACCUUCUAAUUUAGUGGUCUGCAAAAUGAGAGUCGUUUUUUAUGUCCAACUUUUUAGCCUGUACACAGACAAAAAGACACAUUCAUAAAAGUAAAGUAAUGAAUUAAUAAUGAAUGAUACUUUAUGACAUCAAAACUUGUAACUUGUAGAAAAAUUAGAAACCUAUGCUAUACCCUUCAUAGUGGAUAGCCUAACUUCUAAAUAAAGCUUAUAAGCUUCAUGAUUUUAGACAUGGAUUAAGAGAUUAUGUAGAUACAACACUUGUAUUUAGGUUACGUCAAUUGGAAAUCUAUGGUAAAUCUACCAAAUAACCUACCGUCUACAGUUUUAUGUUUAAGUUUUAAGAUCAAAUAUAUAAUGGCCUUAAACAGGCUUUUUUCUAACUUAACCAUCGCUACUGCGAUGGUGGCGAGACGAAAUCUUCACGUUGGUGUUGUUCAUUCUGCGAGUAAACCCAAUAUAGAAAAGCCGAAACCUGGUUUCGGAAAAAGUUACAGGCGUAUUGUACAUUUUCCUGAACAAUAUACAGUAAAACCUUUAGAAGUUACAAAUCUAGCUGGAAGGGAUCCAGAAACAGGACGUGUGGUCGCUAAAGGUAUCGGAGGAGGUAUAAAACACAAAUAUCACUGGAUAGACUGGUACAGAGUUGGGCCUACUGAGGGUCCACCACAAGAAGAAAAAGUUAUACAGAUUAUAGAAGAUGGAUGCAGAACUGCGCAUGUAGCUUUAGUGGCAGUUGGUGACAAGUUAAAAUAUAUUUUAGCCACCGAGAACAUGAAAGCUGGGGAUAUAAUCAAAACAUCCUGUAAACUCCCUAGAAUACCAGUUCGUGCAAAUGAAGGCGAUGCUUACGUAUUAGGAGCUUUACCUAUAGGAACGAUAGUGCACUGCGUCGAGAAAGAACCUGGUCAAGGCGGUCUAUACAUACACGCGGCAGGCACGUCUGGGACCAUCGUGAGGAAACAAGACGACAGAGUUAUUGUUCAGAUGCCUUCCAAAAGACUAUUUAGUUUCAAUCAGCUUUGUAUGGCCGUUGUUGGUCGUCUGUCCAACGUUCUUCACGGCAGCACACCUAUAGGGUCCCCACAGCGGAACAGGUGGCUCGGGAACCGGCCUCGCUCAGGUCUGUGGCAGCGGAAGUCUGGUCGUCACGGAAGAAAGAUCAAACCCCCAAAACCUGUCAAACAAAUCUGCAAUCCGACGAGCACCAAAUUGCCGCCCAUAAUACUAAAUAUGACACCAUAAUUUUAGUAAAUUGUUGUUGUUGUGAUUA
This is a messenger RNA of Bombyx mori (domestic silkworm), 1389 nucleotides long. RefSeq names its product mitochondrial ribosomal protein L2 (gene mRpL2). Lineage: Eukaryota; Metazoa; Arthropoda; Insecta; Lepidoptera; Bombycidae. Gene Ontology annotation, cellular component: mitochondrial large ribosomal subunit; ribosome. The transcript has 6 exons. The coding region runs from base 408 to 1361 and encodes 317 amino acids. Gene Ontology annotation, molecular function: structural constituent of ribosome; RNA binding. The record is from RefSeq and is a predicted model, not a curated record. Gene Ontology annotation, biological process: mitochondrial translation.